CUAAUAUAUGAAGUAGUGGCAAGUUCUGAAUACAAUUCGUCAGCAGGUGUGCAAAACAUGAGAUGUAGAGGUGCAGCUUCAGGGUGAUGUGGGAGGAGUGACCGGUUUCAGAGUUCAAAUUUUCAUAAGAAAACAUGGGGAACCAUGUCAGCAUCUUUACAACACAAGAGCAGAAUUGUCAGAGCUGGAAUACUGAGUGGGAACGCAAAAACAGUAACAACGAUGUGGACCCUGGUGCUCGUACUACUUCUAGAUCUUCAAAAUGCCAGCCCAACCACACUGAGAUUGGUCAAUGGUACAGCCCCCUGCUCUGGAAGAGUGGAGGUUCUCUAUAAUGGAAUAUGGGGAACAGUAUGUGAUGAUUCUUGGGAUUUAAAUGAUGCUGAAGUUGUGUGUAGAGAGCUGGGCUGUGGAAACGCUACAGAGGCAAAGAGCAAUGCUUACUUUGGACAGGGAUCUGGUCAAAUAUGGAUGGAUGACGUUAAAUGUUCUAAGACUGAGUCUUCACUGAUCGACUGUCAGUUCAGUGGAUGGGGAAAACAUAACUGUGUUCAUGGUGAGGAUGCAGGAGUCAUUUGCCAAUCACACAGAUAUGUUCUGGUGAGAACUGAAGUGCAGGUUACCCCUGGAAUCAAUCCAAAUAACCCAAUUAUCAUGCAGCAGGUUUUAGCAAAGAUGAGAACAGCAGCAGAAAAUAUGGGUAUUUAUACUAUCCAGUGGAGAACAAGUCCUAAUGGAGAAGUGUUUAAGAAAAAUAAUUAAUUGUGAUCACUUCAGAUAUUUAGUUAUAGUUAGUUGUCCAUUCAGAAUUUAGUAAUCCAAAUGUGAUAAUUGGGGUGGAACCAUUGAGAAUUUUUUUUAACAUUAAAAUGUAUUAAAGGUUAUUUAUCAAAGGUUAGCAUGUACAUAAAUGUAGUCUUUCCUGAAAAGGUGUCAUUGUGUACAACAAGUUGUUGAGUUGUAACAUUUUACUUAGACCUGUUGUUUAUUUUACAUCCUUAAUCUGUGGUUUGAUUUCACUUUUAGUAUUCCAUAUCAUAUCAUAUAUUCUGCAAUA
Molecule: messenger RNA, 1057 nt
Organism: Colossoma macropomum (tambaqui)
Lineage: Eukaryota; Metazoa; Chordata; Actinopteri; Characiformes; Serrasalmidae
Product: scavenger receptor cysteine-rich type 1 protein M130-like
Exons: 5
Coding region: 145-762 (205 amino acids)
Cellular component (GO): membrane
Source: RefSeq, a predicted model, not a curated record